This is a messenger RNA of Durotheca rogersii, 794 nucleotides long. RefSeq lists its product as uncharacterized. Lineage: Eukaryota; Fungi; Ascomycota; Sordariomycetes; Xylariales; Xylariaceae. The record is from RefSeq and is a predicted model, not a curated record. Bases 201 to 635 code for a protein of 144 amino acids. The transcript has a single exon.
GCGCAGGACGCCAACAGCGCAUCUCGAAUAGGCAAGGGGGCUCAGAGUCACGGCGGUCCUCUUAACUUGGGGCUGCCUAGAGAUGGUCCCUAUCUCUACGCUUUGCCGUUCAGGUCUCCUGGACCAUUUGGCCAGCGACGACGCCUGGUAGCGUCAACCGCGCCAGGGUCGACUGGCUGUCAGUUGUGAGGACGAUCAAAAUGGCAAUAUUCCUAAUAUUAGGACACUGCAUACCUGGCUUGCAUUCAUCGAGCAGUCGGGUAUUCCUGCCAAAGGAUAUUGAGAAACUCGUCACAAGCAGCUUGCUGUGGCUUGUAUCGCGGUGGCAAUUGGCACCCGCAGAUGAUAUACAUCUAUCCGACUGGUCUACGAAGCUGGGACCGGCUAGAACACGACACGAAUCUCAGAUCUCUCUCUCUCUCUCGAAGUCUCGAACACAGCAUAUCAGCAUAGAAGUAGCACGGGGCACCUUGGGGCUAUAUCUUGCGAGACGGGUCCUAGAGCGGGUGCCUUGGGUGUCGACGAUUGGCGGCGGCUACGAGCCUGAUAUUGCGUGUUUCACAUUCCCUCGCGCCUCGUAUGAGGGAGAAGGAUGCUGCCUCUCACGUCAUACAUGCCGACCGCCAGUCGCUUAAGUAGCUUACUACGUGGAGUCGUGCAUACCGCUCUCGGAGCUGGAGAAACCCGGUCGGAGGCGUUCGUAAAAGAUCGCCUUUCGGAUCUGCGCAACCUGACGGGGCCGAGAUGGAGAGAGAAAGAGAGAGAAAGAGAGGGGAAUAAGAGGGGUGAAGCUG